This is a messenger RNA of Paraglomus brasilianum, 2679 nucleotides long. The record is from the annotation of a GenBank genome assembly. NCBI's taxonomy places the organism in Eukaryota, Fungi, Glomeromycota, Glomeromycetes, Paraglomerales, Paraglomeraceae.
AUGCCGCGGCAAAAAAAGCAAUAUAAACAUUUAAACCAAGUUCGUUAUCAAGGAACCCCCAUCGCUAAUAAUACUACACCAGAAACCGCUAAUAUUGUCGAAAUCUCUGAGUUACCAAUAGACACCAAUGCUGUAUCAGAGAACGAUAAUGCAAUCAAUAUAGCAGAAUUAUCGGAAUCCAACGUUUUAUCAGAAAGUACCAAUACAAUUGAUGUCCCUGAAUCAAAUACUACGUCAGAAACGGAUAUUGUCGAAAUUUCUGAAUCGCCAACGGACACUAAUGCCAUAUCAGAAAAUAAUAAUGUAAUCAAUAUAGCGGAAUUAUCAGAAUCCAACGUUUUAUCGGAUAGUACCAAUACAAUUAAUGUUCCUGAAUCGAACAUAGAAAUUUCAAAAAACACGAUACGUCUAGAAAGAAAGAGAGCACAAUUAAUUGAUCAAAUUAAGUUACUGCCCGAUGACGAAGUAGCUGCAGCUUGCCAUCUCUUCGAAACAAUGAGAUAUUCUAGCGGAAACCGAAAAGCAAAAAUUUUCUCACCGUAUAUUAUAAACAAAGCUAAAACAUUUAUAGUGGAAGGGUUAAGUAAGCAUUACUCUUCCAUUACAGCGAUUCAAUCUAAAAUAAAUUUAUUAGAAAAAGAGAAUAGAAAAUUACGAAGAGAGAAAGAAAUCGCAGAAUCUCAAGUCCACUCGCUUAAAAUGAAAGUAAUCAAGGGAGAAGGAGCUAAGGCUCGAUAUAUAAGCAAAAUUCGUUCAAUAAACCAGAAAGGAAAAAAGAUAUCACCAGAACAAUUUAAAAGGGAAGCCGAAAAAUUGAUAAGGGUAAAUAAACGAGAAUACACACCACAAUUUGUUCAACUGGUUACUGAACUUAGUAACACGGGAAUUGUAUCAAUUUCAUCGACGGUGGAAUGUACCAAAAAAAUGUAUGCAUUUUUGACCGGAGAAAACCCUGAUAAAUGGCUUUCAACCGGCACAGUCUCCCGUUGGAACCAAGAAAUUGCAAGAUUAUUUACUUGCGAAAAUCUUAGCAUAGACAGAGAAGCACGCUUUUUUACGUAUGGAGUAAUGGCAGAUGAAAGCACUAGAGGGGAAAAGAAAGUAUUUCUAGUUUGUUUUGCCUAUUGGAAUAAUGAGAAGGAAGAGCCGAUGUUAACCUUGGCAACAAUGACAGAUAUAAAUCGAUGUACGGGGACUGAAGUCGCAAACGCUGUUUUAAAAACGUGCACGGACUAUAAAUUUGAUCCCAUGAAAUGCAAUUAUUGGCUUACUGAUAAUGCAGCCUAUAUGUCGGGAUUAAACGCGGGCGCCGUUGCAUCAUUUAAUUUUCGAUCUCAAGCUCAGGCAUAUCGAAUUCCUUGCGGCAUACAUUCAGUACAUAUCGCCAUAACUAAAUUUGAAGCUGAAGCAUUCGGAAAAAUAAAUUCGUCUCCAAGUUCCCUCUUAAUAGAACAUCCAUCGAACCUCUUGACUUUAGCAUAUAAUCUUCACGAUGGAUAUAAAGACAGCGAUAGGGGUAACCCCAUGAAUAUAAAAUCCGACAUAAUUCGAAAGUUAUACUGGACAUUGUUGAAAUAUCAUCUCAAGCAGUACCAACGGCCCAUCUCUACUCGUUGGCUAUAUCAGCUCACAACUGCCGAACAAUAUUUACAGCAUAGGGAAAUUCAUCUCCAGUUUGCAAACUGGUUUAUUCCUCAACUAGAAAACACUAAAAAUGCCCUCUCAUCAUAUGUACAAAAGUGGAAAGUUUUUCGUGAUUGGCUGCAAAAUCCUAUACUUAACUUUCAAGUCAAAUGUAUGGUAGCGUUUGGGAAAAAAUUCUAUGCUAAAGUUAUUGAUUUUCUUACAGGAUAUGAUCAUACUCCUCGUGCAAUACAAAAUGGCGUAUUAAUUCACCUCCCUGCUGGUAAUAGAGCACAUCAAUUGCCUGAUCAAGUAUUAAUAUGGUUGGGUGAAUUAUAUAAAAUAAUUGACUGUCCUAAUGAGUGUUUUAUCGAGGAAUUUGAAGAAUUCAGCUCCAUUUUUCAUGAGAGUGAGUUGCAAACCCAUUCUCUUAAAUUAAAACGUGGGAUUGAAACAGCGUUAGUAAGCUUUUCAAAGUGGAUGGAAUGCUGGAUUCACUUACCAUUAUCUGUGUGCCGCUUAGGAGGAGAUUAUGGGCCGGAAUUUGCUCGAGCAGUUGCAUCGAAAAUUCUUCGUCAAUCUUUCGAAACUGAGACAACUUGGAGAGAAAAAUCAUACAUCGAAUUUCUUGAGGAAGACUUGUCAAGAGGAAUAACUAACUCCUUUGGCUUGUUCGAUGCUCUGAAAGAAGAAGAUUUUCUGGAACAGUUUCUUGCUUUUGCGGAAUCUGAUAAUGCUUCCAGUAUUCACAAUUUCCCGCUCAUUUAUGAUUUUGUGAAAUACAAAAUUUGGCCUAUUGUCGUUCAUCAGCAACAGAUUGAGGGAAUGUUUAAUAAGUAUGAUAUGCGAACUGAUCCUAAUCAGAAAACAACGUUACAAGAGGCCCGAAUGCAGUUAACCUGUUCCACUGCUGAGAAACCAGUUACUGGAGAAAUGCUGAAGGAGGUUCGUAGAGAAAUUAGAGAAGAGAGUGAGAGAAAGGAAAAUAAACUAGAAAGUUUCGGAGAAGAUGCGGCGAAGUCUAUAUUACAGGCUUGCGUUAUCUUUAAAAAAUAA